Molecule: messenger RNA, 2568 nt
Organism: Naegleria fowleri
Lineage: Eukaryota; Heterolobosea; Eutetramitea; Acrasida; Naegleriidae
Exons: 1
Coding region: 1-2568 (855 amino acids)
Biological process (GO): regulation of gene expression
Cellular component (GO): nucleoplasm
Molecular function (GO): RNA binding
Source: RefSeq, a predicted model, not a curated record
AUGAAAAAGCUUUCCUCCCACUACUCCCUCAUUCAUAAUCAACAACAACAACAGCAAUGUACCACCACCGCCACCAAACAACUCUCCUCCGUUCUAGGCAACCACCACGUUACAUCCAUAACAACCACUUCCACCACUCUCUCCAAUAGCGAUACCUCCUCCUCUUCUUUGAGUAACAGUUUCGUUAGUAGCAGCAGAAACAUAACCGUUACAACCUCAACAACAACAAAUUCACUACACCUUCAUCAACAGGAUGAUCCUGUGAUUGUGGCUGAUCGAUCUAUACUCUUAAAUGAUCCACUUCACUUGUAUCAUCAGUACAAGAAGAGAGCUCACCAGCAGCAACAAUCUUUGACUUCUUCUGGCAACGGCUCUGAGAACGGCAAUCACACACAGAACGUGGACGCUAAUUCGAUCAUUAAGCAAGAUGUCGUCCUCACAACGAAUUCACAUGCGAAAUCGCAGCAAGAAUCAAGCCGCAGAGAACCAAAUCCAACCACAACACCUUCACCCUCUUCUUCAUCGCCAGCAUUCACAAAUAAGAAGAGAAAAAAGAGUAGCGACGAAACCAAUGUCGAUUCCACCACUGCUGCUUCAUCAAAGAGCUCAGCCCACAACAUCAAAUCAAACUCUCUUUCCUCUUCUAAUGAUGUCAAGCCAAUAACAACAUCUUCUGUUCUUCCUCCUCUUCCAAGGAUCAAAAAAUCCUCCUCCUCUUCCUCUUCCAUUUCAACAACAUCAACUAGUGUUGAAAACGAUCAGCCAUCUCCUGCAUCCUUGAGCUCUAGUUCUAAUCCAUCCAAUAAUCAUCAUUCCAAUUUACAUCAACCACAACACACAAUCGCUCAUCACUACCCUCCCCACCAUCAACACUUUCACACACCCCAUCCACAAGAUGCCAAUGCAAACCCUUCAAACAAGGAUCCCUCUUCAUUAUUGCACCCCAACAAUCAUCAUCUCCAAUCGACAAACAGCUCCUCGAUUCCUACCACCGCCAGCUAUCAACAACAACAGAACCACCAAACCAUUACCGCUAAUACAGCCCUUCUCCCAUCUAAUCAUCCAGAUCAUCCAUCUAGUUUUAAUAAGAGAAUUUUUGUGGGUGGCCUUAAGGAAAGCACCACUGAACAAGAGCUCAUAGAUUUUUUCUCCCUGCCACCAAACAAUUAUGGACCUGUCAUUCAUUGCGUCAUUAUGAAAAAGUGGGAUGGUAGAUCAAGAGGUUUUGGAUUUGUGACAUUCUCAGAGGAGUCCAUUGCUAAAAGGGUUCUAAGUGACCACAAAGAACGCCCGUUUACAAUGGGAUGUCAUCGCAUUGAUUGCCAGCCAGCUCAAGGUAAUUUUAAUUCAGAGCAGAGCCCAACUGCUACCACUACUGUGGGAGCAUUCCAAGCCAGCGUCAAUGCUGUACAACAAUUUCAACAACAAACAUUACAAUCAUCAUCCAAUACAGGUUCUAACACCUCAAAUGUUGACCAUGACCAAAAUUCAAUGAUUGACUCUUUUCCAUCCAAAAAGGAAACUUGUUCUUUUGAUAAGAAGAGAAGAAUUUUCGUUGGAGGUCUUCAACCUCAAGUUACAAAACAAGCUGUUCAAGACUAUUUUUCAAAAUAUGGCACCAUCGAAGAUUUGCAAUUAAUCCUGAACAGAAGAACCCCAUUUGCUUUUAUUACAUAUUCUGAGGAAGAGGCUGUGAAUCGAGCAUUGGAUGACUUUUAUUCUGGAGUUUUGUGUAAGGAAUUUCCUGCCCAUGACGUCAGAAGAGCCAUGCCAAAAGGAAGCUUCUCUUUUACCAAACAGCGAGAAAGAGAAAUGGAACUUGCCAAUUCUCAGUCGCCAAGAGCUGGGAGAGGUCCAUUGCACAGGCCGCCCACAGGCCAUCGAGACUCGGCUUCAACAAAACAACCCUCAUCUGAACAUUUUGACAUGGAUGGAACUCUUAACCAUGGACAAGGCAAUGGGGCGAGUUCAACAACAAGAAAAUCUCAUAUCAAUUACAGAUAUACUCCAUACGACGUAAGAACAGCAUCUUCACGACGUUCCAUGCCUUUCUACGUUGACGAAUCAAUGACCAAUGCGAACUCGGCUCUCAGUCCACCUACCACGAUUGACAUGUCAGCGAAUAAUUCUUAUUUUAAUGGAAAUAGUAGAGUGUUGGUUCCUACCAAUCCAUAUGUUCAUUCAAAUGGUGGAACAUCCCAUCAUGCCCAUGUACACCUCAUGAAUCAUAUGGACAGACCACCUCAUGCAAUUCCUCCUCCAUCAGCUUCUGUUGUGCCACCAAUUUACAGUCCACCGCCGCUUCAUCACCCCCACCACCGGCCUGGUCAUGUCAAUGACGAUCGAUACGGCCCAAAAGGAAGUCCAUCAACAUCUAUCUUUUAUUCUGUUCCUUUUUAUGAAUCUCAUGCAUUUCCUCCUGUAGGUCCAGUGAUGCAUCACCCUCAUCAAAUACCACCUCCUGCCAAUGGUGUUGGAUUUGUACGUUCAAACCCUCACAAAGAUAAUAUCAGCAACAGCAGCAGUGAAGACAACAAUAGGCAUAAUCAAUUUUCGUCCAGAAGAUAG